Messenger RNA from Saccharomyces cerevisiae S288C, 843 nucleotides. It is a transcript of the gene LAA2, whose product is annotated as Laa2p. The transcript has a single exon. Gene Ontology annotation, cellular component: clathrin-coated vesicle. Lineage: Eukaryota; Fungi; Ascomycota; Saccharomycetes; Saccharomycetales; Saccharomycetaceae. The record is from RefSeq and is marked reviewed. The coding region runs from base 1 to 843 and encodes 280 amino acids.
AUGAGCGAUAGAGAUCAGAUAGAACCUGUCACAAAUGCAUUAGAUGCAGAAAGUGAUUCUAGUGAUGAUUUUGGGAAUUUUUCAGAUGCCUCAGUUGAAAAUGACCUCUAUAACCAGAAUUCUACUUUAACGACGUCUUCCGAAUCUGUAGUAGAUAACUGCUUGAAUAAGAUACUACCAAAGGGAGAAUUUGACCUGGAAGAAGAAACCAUAAAGAAUGACUGUUUCAAGCUGAGCAAACUUAUUGAAGAUGAACGACCCCAUGUCAUUUAUGAACAACUCGUACAAUUAGAUCCUGUGUUACAGCCAUUCAUAUGGAAUAAAUCUCAUAUACGCAGAAACUUGCUCCACAUUUUGAGAUUAUCGGAUAAUAAUGGCUCUGAGGGUGUUGGUACGAAGAGGGAGGAAGAACCGUUGAAUGAUGAGUUGUUCAAAAGGAUAUGCGAUGCAGUGGAGAAAAAUGAGCAAACGGCUACUGGUCUCUUCCUGAGGGAUAAUUUCAAAAUUGACUAUACACCACCAAUGACUUUAAAAUCUCUUCAAAAGGAAGAGGAGCGUGAGCAAGAGCAGCAUAUACCGCAAUUGCUUAUGGCAGAUUUUACUAGUAUGGAUGAAGAAUCUUUACGCCAAUACCACGAUACAUUGUGUCAAUCCAUUGACUUUUUGGUUAGUAAAUCAAGAUCAUUGAAGAAACAACAGCGAGACCUCCUAAAGGAUAAGACAACUUUUGAAAAUGUAGUGACGAAUUUGACAGGACAUACCCAAAGACUACAGCGAGACGAAAUUGCAUUGUAUAACAAAAAGCGAAACAAAAAGAAAAGGUUCAGUUGGGUAGGAUACUAA